Culex quinquefasciatus (southern house mosquito) is the source of this 3120-nucleotide messenger RNA. RefSeq names its product serine-rich adhesin for platelets. The transcript is spliced from 8 exons. The record is from RefSeq and is a predicted model, not a curated record. Lineage: Eukaryota; Metazoa; Arthropoda; Insecta; Diptera; Culicidae.
GUUGCCGCGUGCGGAGUGUGUGCAGAGCUCACAGAAGUGCCACGCCACAGUGCUGCGGUUAAUCUUGUGCUGGUGCACUGACUGAGGUAAAAUUUCGAUCAUUUUUUUAAACGAAGAAAAGUGCUGCCGAGAGUCGAGAAGAAAAAAAAUAAAACGAAAGAUUGGAUAAGUGCAUGUCCGAGCAAGAGUCGUGAAAGAAUCCUUGUUGCAAGUGUUUUUUUUUUUUUUACUUCUUGCUGCAACACGGACGACAUCGGGAACAGCUAGUUGUACCGUUGUUUGAUUAAUCAUCCUGUUUGUACCCUGUUCCAACGAGAAAUCGGAAAGAAGCUUCCAUCUGUAACUGGAUUAUUACCUUUCAGCAAAAUUACCUCUAAAUAUAGGUCAUCGUCAAACUGCCUAUCAACAUCAGAAUUAGCAGCAGGUCGCCUCUGUCGGUGAACCCGGAAAUUACGAAAUAAUAUGAAGGUUGCAUUUCUCAUAGUGGCACUGUUGCCACUGCUGGUGCAGCCAAAGCCCGCAACCACAGCGUUGGACGACGUGGAAAUUGUGGAAGUCGUUCCAGCAACCAAAGACGAUGCCAUGGCCCGUGCCGAUUUGCUCCGGGCCAAACGGUCCGGAUUCAAUCUCGUUUCCGGUCUCAAGAGCACACUACUAUCGGGAAUAGGACGGGCGUCGGCCUCACUGGCGGCCAGCAGCGCCGGAACGGCUUCCUCUUCGCUCGCGAUGCACUCUUCCGGGGGGUCUUCUAGCGGGGGGUCGUCCUCCAGUGGACACUCGUACGAAAAACCACACGAAGACAGCCACUUUGACGGUUGGAGCUUGAAAAAGUCCAUCUUGAACACGCUGUUCCAGGCAGUCAAGGCCAUCACCGGUGGCGUCACGAUUCUCAAGGGCCAGCUCAUCAAGGGUUCCGGUUACGCGAUCAGUGGCCUCGGCAAGGUCGUCGCGUCCGGUGGUGAUGCCGUUUCGAACGUGGGCAAAAAGAUCACCUCGUCGGCCCACCUGGUCCCGGCGCCGUCGCACUCGUCCGUCAUUCAUCCGUUCGCCAAGCUGAGUGGAUCGCUGUCGUCUGGGUCGUCCAGCCUGAUUUCGUCGGCAUCAUCUUCAUCGUCCGGCGGUUCAUCAUCGUCGUCGUCAUCGUCCGGCCACCACACGGGACCGUCCAGUGAAAGCUUCACCAGCUACGAGGGACCAAGCAGCUAUGAUACUCACAGUUCGUCCCACUCAUACAUUCCUCCGAAGCAGUCUGCUCACUACAAGGCUCCCCUGACGUCGUACGGUACAGAAAUUGAGUCUGAUGGUAAGAUUUAUCUUGAUUAAAAACAUUUUUUACACACUGCCGGGAAAACGACAUCCGUCGUUGAGGCGUCCGACGUUCUGAGGCAAAUUCUGAACCAGAAAGUUCCCUCUCACAACAGUCCCUCGACAUCGACCGGGUACAGUUACAACAGCUACCACCACGCGACGGGACCGAUGAAGUACGAGAAGCAACCCAAGGCCACCCCAAUUUCCCAAUACGACAUCCCGAAUGAUCCCUUCCCCCCACCAUUCAAACCCCUGAAGAACAGCAAUAACGCUUACCUGCCUCCGUUAUACGGCGCUCCUCACGGACCUAUUGAGUCCGUUACGCAUUCGCAAUCGGUGGUGACCGCCUUCGGAGCACCUUUUAAUGGUGGCCAGUACCACGUGGAAUCCGAGUCGGAACCUCAAUAUCCACCAUCAUAUGACAUCUACCGCUCGAUGAGUGUCAAGAUGGCCGGUAAGAAAGAGAAGAUCGUUACACAUCAGUCUCAUUCGAGUCAUCCCGAUCCAAGAUCGAAGGUCACCAGCUAUACCACCAGCACCAACUCCCUGUCCUCCUACCUUUCCCCUCCGAAACCUACCGCACUGACCAGGGACCAGAAAGAACGAUUCCGUGACGAUCACCACUCCUCUGACGACGAUCACCAUUCGGUCCAUGAACAGCAACUGCACGAUCUAAGCCAAAAGUUCGGGCCGGGGAUUGAGGUGCAAAAAUCGCUCACAUUUGAAAUCACUGACCCCGUGGACGUUGCCGGAUUGACCCAACACAUCGCGAGUCACGACCUGGAACGACGAUCGGACGACAAGGACGGUCAUCUGAAGCCGCCUACGACGACGACAACAGCCAGUACUGGUGCCAGUAGCAGCUCAAAUGACCAAACAGAGAAGACUGCCACGUAGACCAAGGGACGACUGACGAAUCAACCAUUUUAGUCAUUUGGACUUAGUGUACCAUUGAACUCAAGCGCGCGAUAACGAGAUCCAGAUGAUGAUAACUACGCCAAAAUAAUUGUAGGCUAAGUCCCAACAAAAACAACAACAGCAAGCUGCCUCUUCUUAUCAUCGACGCAAUCAACGUGUUCCACAUUCCAGCGAUGUGAUCGAAACGCGAAACGGCAAUACUCAAACAGAAGCAACCCACCCCUCAGUCGUCGUCGUAGGGGCUGAUAUUAGUCAUCAUAAACAAAAACAACAACUGGAAACUCCGCCAGUCUGGGGAGCCGGUAGUUUUUCUUAGCUUGCCUUAUUUUUUUCGUUUUGCAACGAUGACUGCGUGCAAACUUGAGCUUUCCACCACGUGGGUUUGUGUGCAGGUGGAAAUAUUUACAUUUUUCACUUUUGAUUUUCACCCUUUUGUUUAACACGACGCCGGCUCGGCCACUAAAGUCUACGUUUUAGUGAAAAAUGCUCAUAUUUUAGAGGUUAGACAAUAGGGAAGCGGGAAAACAGAAAAUGCAUGAAUAUCAGACCGACUUAUAGAAAAAGUAAAACUCAAACAUAGUUUUAAGCGUUGAAAUGAUUUCCAGCGAAUUGCAUUAGACAGUGGAAUAGUAAGCAAAAAUGUCGUAGUGAUUGUGAGUUGAAAAGAAAAAAAAUGAAACCCUUUAUCAUUUCCUAGUGAACCGUUAUUUAAAUUUACUACCCUAUGCUGUUAUCUAUAGGUAGCAUUGUUGUUAAUGUCAUAGGUUACCAUUAAAUGGUCUGAAGGUGGUACUGUUUAGCGAAAGCAGCUAACACCAUUGUAUAUUCUCUUCUUUUUCUGUAUUUAUUUUUUACGUUUUUAGAAAUGGUUAAUAAAAAGUAAUGAAGUGUAAA